This is a messenger RNA of Exophiala spinifera, 1956 nucleotides long. RefSeq lists its product as uncharacterized. Bases 1 to 1956 code for a protein of 651 amino acids. The transcript has 2 exons. Gene Ontology annotation, molecular function: protein binding. The record is from RefSeq and is a predicted model, not a curated record. NCBI's taxonomy places the organism in Eukaryota, Fungi, Ascomycota, Eurotiomycetes, Chaetothyriales, Herpotrichiellaceae.
AUGGCUUCGGUCACAAGUCUCGACCAGGACAUGCGCAAAUUGCGCCUUGACCGGUACACGCCUGGAGCCGCGAAAGAAGUAAGAGCAUGGAUUGAAGAUACUCUAGGAGAGAGAUUGCCCCCAGGAGACUUGAUGGAUGCCUUGAAAGAUGGCGUCGCGCUCUGCAAGCUCGUCAACCUAGUCGUCUCUCCUGGCGUCAAGUAUAAACAGUCCAACAUGCCUUUCGUUCAGAUGGAAAAUAUAUCUCAUUUUCUACGCGCCUGUGAAUUACCGCCGUUGAACCUCCCCUCACACGACCGCUUCUUGACUGUCGAUCUCUACGACGGUAAGGAUCCGGCACAAGUUUUACAGUGUAUCUCGGCCUUCAGUCGCGCCGCAAAUGCAAUCAAUCCGGGCGCAUUCCCGUCCACACUUGGUGCGAAGAGUAAAGGGGCAGCCAUGAGCCCGCAAGGAACAGGAUCGAGUGGACCGAGGUCACCGGCGUACACCACCACAACUGCGGCUCGUCCUCGAGGCACAAGCAAUGCUACGGCCGAUAGUCCUUCAUAUACUUUUAACCCGCUGAACAAAGCUGCUUAUUCGGGCCGAAUCAGUCCAACCAAAAACACUCUGGGGAGAGGUGGGCUUGCUACGGGCGGCGCGGUCAGUACUUGGAGCAGCAAAGCUGAUGAAGGAAAGACGGCGCCGGCAUGGAACAUUCAUCAGUACGGGUAUAUGGGUGGAGCUAGCCAGGGCAAUCAAGGUGUCGCAUUUGGCGCACGAAGACAAAUCACGUCUCCCGCUCCCAAUGUACCGAGCGCUGCCGAAAAGGAGAAACGCCUAAAAGAGGAGGCCGAGCGCAAACGCCGCGAUGCUGAAGAAUACGAAAGGCAACAGCAAGCACAAAGGGCCGCCGAAGAAGAGCAAGCCAGACUCGAAGAAGAGCGCAGGUGGGCCGAGGAGACGCGACGGGCUCGAGAACAGGAAAUCGAAGAACAGAGGGCGCAAGAACGCGAACGUCUACAAGAAGAGGAACGUGUGCGACGAGAAGAACAGCGUCGUAGAGAGCGCGCUUACGAACUUGAGCGAGAACGUGAAGCCGCAGAUCAAGCUGAGCGGGAGGCACGAUCGGCAGCCGAGCGGAGUCGCCAACGAGCAACAAGUGACGCUCGCUUGAAUGGACAAUUCCUCAGCCAGUACCAGGCCGAUCAAGCUCGUGUCGACGCUGCUACUUCGCACAAGCAGCAUAUCAUCGAGCAGGAGUCGACUGAGAGCCGACGCAUCGCCGAACUCGAACGUCAGUUAGAAGAACUCAAAGCACAACAACACCAACAUACGCAACCCUCUCCGCCGGCCAGAUCCCAAGUGGAGCCCAGGCAGCCUCCUCUUCCAAGCCGAUCCAACGUCGGCCAAACAAGCCAUGAAGACGACUGGGAUGCGUCGGAGCGAGACUACCUGAGGCGCGAGUGGCAGAAAACCCAAGACGUUGAGGACACACCGCCUGCUAAGCCGCCUCGCCCUGAGCCAGUACCCGCCUCCGCACGGCCCCUUCCCGACCCUAUGACUUAUACGCCCGGCACGAAUCGCACUGAUCGGUACCUCGCGUCCCACGCGGCGCCAGCGCAACCCGUGCCCUCAUCCCACCGUCCACAGGAUUACUCGACCACUACAGAGGUGGACCUUGAGAACCAGCGACGCGCGCAGUCCCAAGCACGCACCAAAGCCGGCGGGUGGGCGUCCAAGUCCCUGCUCGAGCGAGAGAUGGAGCGCGAGCGCGAACGGCAGAGAGAAUGGGAAGAGGGCCAAAAGGACACGGCCGCGCGGGCACGAGAUAUAAGUCAAGGCAGUGCUCCGGGCCAGAGCUGGGACGUGCAUCAGUACGGCUAUAUGGGAGGAGACAACCAGAACCGCGGCGGGACAGGAUUGGGCGUUGGCGGUGCGAGGAGGCAGAUCAUUGGACCUAGACCACCUCCCUGA